Messenger RNA from Rhipicephalus sanguineus (brown dog tick), 7987 nucleotides. It is a transcript of the gene Cadps, whose product is annotated as calcium-dependent secretion activator. The record is from RefSeq and is a predicted model, not a curated record. The transcript is spliced from 29 exons. Gene Ontology annotation, biological process: dense core granule exocytosis; synaptic vesicle exocytosis. Bases 379 to 4515 code for a protein of 1378 amino acids. Lineage: Eukaryota; Metazoa; Arthropoda; Arachnida; Ixodida; Ixodidae.
AUUGCGCGCGUCGUCUAAAUACAGCGCUGCACGCGCGCGACCCAGAAACGCAUCAGCUCAGGGCGCAUGCGCGCACAUCUGCGCGCGACGUCGCUGGCGUGGGGGGUGCAGGCGCGGUGAACUCGUCGAUACAGUCUUCUUGGGUUGAAAAACAAAAAGAGCGACAAUAAAGGGAGUUCGCUGGAAGAAUUACCCUUGGCGCCGGUGCACCCUUCGGAAGGCGUCCCCGCAGUACGAGGUAAAACACCAGCAGUGCUGCUGUGCGCAAAUAAAUGCGCUGCUAAGCCUCGCCCGGAGAUGACGAUGCGCUAACGCCCCUGCGAAGCGCGCUUCCACCCAAGGGACGGGCGCUGCGGCGAAGCCGACCUCCUCGACAACAUGUUGGAGCCGUCGUCGUCGGAAGACGAAGGCGGCAGCGACAACGAACCGGUCGAGGAUGAGGUCUCGUCGGAGGCGGCGGCUGCCGUGGUGCUGGAGCUGCCGCGCAGCGUGAGCGCCACUCGGAGCCUGUCGCCGGCCACGGAGCCGUCGCCGUCGGCACAGUCGCGCUCUAACAGCCUGGCGCGGCCGUCCAGCCCGAGCCCGUCGCUGGUGAGCGAGAAGGACGAGACCGCCGAACGAGAGGAGGAGCUGCGCAAGAAGAGGCUCCAGUUGUACGUGUUCGUGCUCCGGUGCGUCGCCUACCCGUUCAACGCCAAGCAGCCGACCGACAUGACUCGGCGCCAGACCAAGAUCACCAAGCAGCAGCUGGACACGAUCCAGGCCAGGUUCCAGGCAUUCCUCAAGGGAGAGACGCAGAUAGCGGCGGACGAGGCAUUCCAGAAUGCAGUGCACAACUACGUGGAAGUGUUCCUCAAAAGUGAACGAGUCCAGCGCAUGGUGGCCAGUGGGGCCUGCUCAGCGCACGAUUUCCGCGAGGUCUUCCGUGCCAACGUUGACAAGCGUGUGCGCAGCCUGCCCGAAAUGGAUGGACUUUCCAAGGAGACCGUCCUGGGUUCCUGGAUGACCAAGUUUGACGCCAUCUUUCGCGGGGAUGAAGACACCCGCAGCCGAACGCAGCAGGGUCGUGCGGGCACCCUGCUACCACAUGGCCUGGCCUCUGAGCUGCUGCUCUCCAAAGAGCAGCUGUACGAGAUGUUUCAAGGGGUGCUCAACAUCAAGAAGUUCGAGCACCAGCUGCUCUACAAUGCACUACAGUUGGAUUCGGCAGAUGAGCAGGCAGCUGCCAUCCGGAGGGAACUGGACGGUCGUGUGCAGAAAGUGAACGAGAUGGAGAAGAACCGCAAACUGAUGCCCAAGUUUGUGCUGAAGGAGAUGGAGAGCCUGCAUAUUGAGGAGCUGCGCUCGUCCAUCAACCAGCUCAUGCUCAACUUGGAGAGCCUUCCCGUCUCUAAAGGAAGCGCCGAGAGCAAGUACGGCCUCCAGAAGCUGAAGCGCUACAACCACAGGUACUUCGGCUCCGUUCAAGUGGAUGUGAUGCGUGACUGCUUGACCAAGUACCUGCAGGCACCGCUCUGGAUGGUCGUCUAUGAUGCUGUGCUGUUUGCAUGUGCUGCUACGAGCCAGGCCUCUCUUUCCAAAGAAGGUCUGGCAGAGGACACUGAGACGACCUUGUCAAAACUGGACAUUGUGCUCUCCUUCACCCUCGAGGUGGUGGUGAUGGAGGUGAAGGGGCUUAAGUCGCUGGCUCCGAACCGCAUCGUCUACUGCACCAUGGAGGUGGAGGGGGGUGAGAAGCUGCAGACGGACCACGCUGAGGCCUCUAAGCCCAUGUGGGACACCCAGGGCGACUUCACCACGGGACAGCCGCUGCCCUUGGUCAAGGUGAAGCUGUACACCGAGAGCCCCGGUCUGCUCUCCCUGGAUGACAAGGAGCUGGGCAAGGUGCUGCUGCACCCCAAUCCCCUGAGUGCCAAGGCACCCGAGUGGUACCGCAUGGUGGUGCCUAAGAACGCUCAGGACCAGGACUUGCGCAUCAAGAUCGCCCUGCGCAUGGACAAGCCCCAGAACAUGAAGCACUGCGGCUACCUUUAUGCACAAGGCAAGCAAGUGUGGAAGAAGUGGAAGAAGCGUUACUUCGUGCUUGUCCAAGUGUCACAGUACACGUUUGCCAUGUGCAGCUUCAGGGAAAAAACAUCAGUGCCCACUGAGCUGCUUCAACUUGAUGGCUACACAGUCGACUACACAGAGGCACUCACAGAACUGGAGGGUGGCCGCUUCUUCUUCAAUGCCGUGCGGGAAGGGGAUAGUGUGGCCUUUGCGAGUGAGGACGAGAACGAGUGCCACCUUUGGGUGAUGGCCAUGUACCGGGCCACGGGCCAGUCGCACAAGCCGACACCCCUCAUCCAGCCACUGGCCAGCAAGAAUUCCACCAUUUCACGCAUGCAGGGCGACACGGAGCGGGCCCGCAAGCACGGCAUGGACGAGUUCAUCUCGGCCGACCCGAAUCGCUUUGACCACCACGGCCUGUUUCGCAUGCUGCAGACACUGACCCUCGAUUACCGACUGGCCGACCCGUACUGCUCCUUGGGUUGGUUCAGCCCUGGCCAGGUGUUUGUGCUGGACGAGUAUGCAGCACGCUACUGUGUGCGCAGCUGCUUCCGUCACCUGUGCUACCUGCAGGACCUGCUCACACGCGCCGAGAAGGGCCUCCUGAUUGACCCCACGCUCAUACACUACAGCUUUGCCUUCUGCUCCUCGCACGUCCAUGGAAACAGUAUCGCCCCGCCAGCUGGCCUGGUCGUUACAGACGUGAGGCCUGAUGGCAUCGGAACCGUCACUGUCGAGGAGAAGGACAUGUUCGCUCAGGUCAGGGAGCGUCUGCGCAUUCUUCUGGAGCACCAGAUUACCCACUUCCGGUACUGUUUUCCCUUUGGGAGGCCGGAGGGUGCCCUCAAGGCUACUCUGUCCCUGCUAGAAAGGGUGUUGAUGAAGGACGUGAUGACUCCAGCACCUCCUGAGGAGGUGCGUGCCAUCAUUAAAAAGUGCCUGGAGAAUGCGGCCCUCGUCAACUACACCCGCAUCUCAGAGCAGGCCAAGCUCAAAGGACACUACCAGGGAGCUGCCCAGCUGCAAGACUCGAGUCUUGAGGAGCCUUCUAACCGGAAGCUGAAGGAGCUGAUCCAUCUGGCCGAACUGUGCGUGGACCUGCUUCAGCAGAACAACGAGCACUACUCCGAGGCGUUUGCGUGGUUCAGCGAUCUGCUGGUGGAGCAUGCUGAGAUCUUCUGGUCGCUGUUCGCGGUUGACAUGGACGCGGUGCUCGCGGAGCAACCGCCUGACACCUGGGAUAGCUUCCCUCUGCUGCAAGUGCUCAACGAUUACCUACGCAUUGAUGAAAACCUGUGCGGAGGUCGCUUCCACCAGCACCUGCGAGACACAUUUGCCCCUCAAGUUGUUCGCUACGUGGACCUCAUGGAGUCCUCUAUCGCCCAGUCACUACACAAGGGAUUUGAAAAAGAGCACUGGGAAAUCAAAGGCAAUGGUUGCCCAUCCUCCGAGGAGUUGUUCUGGAAGCUGGACGCACUGCAGUGUUUCAUCCGAGACUUACACUGGCCCGAUGAGGUAUUUGCCAAGCACCUCGAGCAGCGGCUAAAGCUCAUGGCCUGUGACAUGGUGGAGUCUUGCGUAACUAGGACGCUGCAGGCAUUCCAGCAGCUGCAGAAAAAGAGCAAGUGGAACACGACGGACUACAUCGUGCCCUCGGAGAUGUGCGCCAUGAUCAACGUGGUGCUCGAGGCGCGCAUCCAGUCGCUGAAGCUCUGCACCGUCGACGGGGCUGACGUGCACCAGUACCACAACAAAAUCGAUGGCCUUGUUGAUGGAACGCUUCAAGAGAUGCAGACAGGACUGAUUACGAAGCUGACUAGCAUGCUGGAAGUUACCCUGACGAAGCUGUCCCGCUACGAUGAAGGCAGUCUGCUGGCCCCGAUACUCUCCCUCACGUACCGGCAGGGCAUGUCCAGCUCAGGCAAGGAAGUGGGCCAGCAGUACAUCAACUCUGUGCGCAACAGCAUGGAGCAGCUGCGACAAAAAGUCAGCGACGAGCUCUGGGUGCUCGCCCUGUUUGAGCAAUGGUAUGCUGCCCAGAUGAGCCUGCUGUGUUCUUGGCUUUCGGAGCGCUUGGAUCACGGACUUCACUCAAUCCAGCUAUCGGCACUACUCCACAUUGCUCGGAAGCUGUACUCAGAUUUCGAGCUACAAGGCAUUGAGGAGGAGAAACUCAACUCGAAGGUGUACCAGACUGUGUGCAGUCGACUCCAGCUGGAGGAGGCGGCUGCCUCGGUAUCGGAUGCCAAUAGCCGUGAGAAGGACGACUCGGAGGACUACCCGGAGGCGGGGAUUGAAAGCGAGGCCUCGCCGCGGCGCAAGAUGGUGGCCUCGCUCGCUGGCGAAGGGGCCGAAGGUUACGUUCGCAGCCUCCAGAACGUCACGCAGUCGGUCACCGAGCACCUGUCCUCGCUCAAGCGCAACGUCGGGGGCAUCGCGAGCAAGUUCGGCUUCUUCAACCUGUGAACUCAUGGCAUGCAAUUUGGUCGGGGUACGAGUGCUGGCCGCCGCUUGUGCGCGCUGUUCGACCGCCAGCGGCUAAAGCAAUGUCUUCCAGUGCGGAUGGCCCGCUUGUACCUCAUCUGACCAACAUUUAGCUACAGUGCGCUUAGGUUAGCGCAGCACACAGAUCGCACGUUGUCAGUGGCCGUGCACGAACCUAUGCAAGGUGGGGGCCGCCUAGGAGUCCGCCCCCGCGUUAGUUUGCACUGGGACGGUGCAUGUGCUGUGUGCGGAUCAAGCGGGCCUCGCGUCGGUGGUGAUCACACUGCCGCACACUGCUUGCCUCAGGCCAGGCCUGUACUGCACCCGAAACGUUGUCUAGUACACUGUCGCGAUCCAAACAACGAACAUUAUUUUUUUCACACCUUCACAGUAGCCGACAAGUGUACAUUUUCGCUCCUCUAAGUUGAAGCGUAGCACGUCAGAAGCGCGCAUUCUCGCUAGCCAGUGUGUAAAUGGUCGAAGCAGCGUACAAUAUGGCCAAAAAUGCGUGCUUCUCAGAAGCCAUGUUGCAUCGUGCAGCCUAUUCACAAAAUUAUAUUUUAGUGCUGUGCACCAUAGAAAUAUCCUUUAUCGUCUGAAAUUAUCAGCGCAUCUGUCAGCGUGCACAUUCUAGAACAUAAACGUAGGUUUUUGUUGCUUUCCUUCACGAGUGAUAUUGUCGCGCAACUUUACCUUCUCUGUUCUUUUCCAUGUUUUUAUUGAAAUUUUAUGUCAGAGCGACGUGCGGAAUUUAUUUGAAUGCGAAAACAGUAGAAACAAACAGGGAUAGCAGAAGCCUAAGUUGUCAUGUAUCCUUUCAGUUCCAAUGUUCCGCACUUUCAAGUGAAGCUAACUCAUACACCUUGCUGAUGUGAAAGAUGUCGGAUAUCCUUUAUCUCGUGCUCCUUUCUCGCGCAUAAAGCCCGGUAAGCUAAUGCGCACACUUAAGUGUAAUUAUCUCAGCCACUUGAGCUCACGGUAUUAGAGAAGUUUUGUCGGCUUUUAAAGCUGCAAGUUUUCUGCAAGUACUUAAAUGUAAAUGCUUGCAUUGGCUGUUUAACUGACUCAGCCUCGCAUAACCUAGAACGCAAUUGUUUCUGUAAGUUAUAACAUACAUUAUAAUAUUAGCGUCUUUCGAACAUUUUCAGCUCUACUUCAACAUGAGCUGGCAGCCGCAGUUGGAUCAUAAGAUUGCGAUUAGAGUAACAACGUGCUGCCGGUGUCUGUGUACAUCAGACAUAACUAGCGCUAAAAAGGACAAGGUGAAGAAGACAGACAGGACGCGGCGCUAAACUUCAAGAUUUACUUGCUGAAAAAAAACAACAACAUAUAAUUCACAAGAUGCGUAGGAAACUGUGCAACACAUAAAGAAAGGUCACUCUAAAAAGGCUCGCGUAAUCACCACUAAUAUUUUCAACUGUUCAGGCUCGUUCACGCCGGCGACUAGCAACGGUCGCGCGACCGUUUGCGACUGGCGGUCAGAAAGCGACUCAAAGCGACCGAUGUUCACACCUGCGUGCGACCUAUACGGGUCGCCACAUAGAAUUCACGUCUGCUCGUAUACAGCUUGCAUUGCCGUUGCCCCGUAAAAUAGGGUGACGUCCUGUUCCUGUGCAUCUGAUUGGUUCAGAGAUUUGCGACUGCAGUCGCGCGACUUAAAAAUCGAGCAGCGAGCGAUUGAGCCAAAGCAGUCGCUUUGCGACCAAAACGGCCAUUUGCGACCGUUUGCGACCAGUCGCUUUGCGACUAAAGGCCGAGACAGACGGUACGAUUUUUCAUGCGAUGCGACGUCCGACACGGCGGUGGGAAACCGGAAUGGUGGCCUUUCAUAGCAUCGGACAGCCACCAUUCCCUCUCCCUCACCGCCGCGUCGGCCGUCGCAUCGCAUGGAAAAUCGUACCGUCUGUCUCGGCCUUUAAUCGCGCGACCACUGCUAGUCGCCGGUGUGAACGAGCCUUUCGCAUGCCUAUACGCAACCUACUCAUGCCGCAACGAACCGGACAUUUCUAUGCGCGGAUUUCUUUCAAGGUUUGAGCAUUCUUUAUUGCUAAGUGCCAGCGACGGGGCACUUACACACCCAUCACCCGCUUUUCCUGUGCCAAAAGGCUCGAAAAUUUACCGUUCCGAUUUCCUCCGUAAAGGCCGAGACAGACGGUACGAUUUUCCAUGCGAUGCGACGCCCGACACGGCGGUGGGGAAACCCGAAUGGUGACCUUUCAUAGCAUCGGACAGCCACCAUUCCCUCUCCCCCACCGCCGCGUCGGCCGGCACAUCGCGUGGAAAAUCGUACCCUCUGUCUCGCGCUUAAAGGGAGAGAUAGACGCUACGAUUUUCCAUGCGAUGCGACGUCCGACACGGCGGUGGGGGAGAGGGAAUGGUGGCUGUCCGAUACUAUGAAAGGUCACUAUUCCGGUUUCCUCACCGCCGUGUCGGACGUCGCUUAGCAUGGAAAAGCGUACCGUCUGUCUCGCCCUUAACCGCCUGAGCACACGAGUGCGGCGAAACUGCGCUAAACACGUGCACUUUCACCAGUGGUCAGCCAGAUAGCCAGCAGCUGCCACAGUACUGACAGCUGCCCUGCGUUCCCUCAAACGACCGUUCAAACAGUCACCCGUUCGACCAAUGUUGAGCUUUCCGCAUGACAAUGCAAUCAACUUAACCACUGCGACAAAGCCUUCAACAAAACGAGUGACAUGCUACUUGUCACAGCUACGAGCACCCUCCAUGUUGCACAUCCUGGAAAAAGUUUUUUCGGUGCGGUGAGCUACUGAAACGCCGCACUUUGCCUUCUGCAGUCUCAAGAAGGCCUUUUGGAGACAGUGCGACGCUUUGUGCAUGUACGGCACCGGUACAGGGCGCAUCUGAUUGCGCUGCUCACUCGGCCGAGUGGUUGGCCGUGCAUGCUUCACCUCUGAAAUGAGGCUGCAGACACUAUCGUGCCGUCAGGGAACCCGGUGCUUCGUAGUCUAUUGACCUGGUGCAUAACACUACAGGUGCUCACAGCAUUUCUGCAAGACGGUUCGAAGGCUAUUCACGGCCCUUUUGACUGUCUGCGAGUGGGCUGAAUCAUAGUUGAGUUUUUAAAGCACAGCUGUUGGGCUCCAAGUUGGCAAGUUGGCCGUGUGUCGCAGAUAUGAAAUUAUUAUCAUCACGAACCUCAGAGCACGUGCGCCAAUUUGUCCGGCGUGGGAUGCAAUUAGUCUGAUGGGCGAGAGAAGUGUUGGAACCUGCGUACCCGAAGGCGAGCGUCGCAACCACACGGCUAUCCAGGCACGUUAGCAGAGCAUAGCAUUGCCUUGUAUCGUGUAGUCUAGCAAUGGGAAAGGGUGAGGAGGAGGGGAGAGAUUAAAGCAUAGUACAGCAAGUGAAGAAAGACAAAAACAAAUGGAGAAAUAAGGUGAGAGAAGGAUGUAGAAAGAGCGAGAGAAAUAAAGGGACAAAAGGAAAGAAAAAG